AUGAAACAUGAAUAUACUCAUCUUUUCUCUUCAGGUGUCUCGCAAUAAAAUUUCAAUUUAUUUCAAAAUAGCAUUUAUUUUAUAUUUAUGGUGACCAAAUGCCCAUAACUAAAAGAGAAAAGUAAAGAGUUUUAUUAUAAAUUACCUAGUCAGAAAAUAUUGA
Paramecium primaurelia is the source of this 163-nucleotide messenger RNA. NCBI's taxonomy places the organism in Eukaryota, Ciliophora, Oligohymenophorea, Peniculida, Parameciidae. The record is from the annotation of a GenBank genome assembly.